UUGCGGCAGCGCCACGAGGCGCAACGGUUGUUUCCAUUUCGAAAACAAAAUAAAAUAAACGCAAAACGUAACGGAAAAGCUACAGCUAGAGUGCAGUGAAAGUACAGUGAAGUGUCCUGUGAAACGAACAAUCUACGACAAGUGCAGCCACAUUGGAAAGUUUUCCGGUAUGAGAGCUUUGGGUUUGUGUGGCCUGCUCUUGGCUGUGGCCAGCAGUCAGGGCUACGAGGGAUACUCCAGAUCGAGUUAUAGCUCACGUCAGUCAUCGUCUUCGUAUGGCGGUGGACAGACAUCAUCCCAAGGUUCCUCCUACGUGCAGUCUGCACCACAACUGAGCACCUGGGCCUAUGCACACUUUAACGAUGUGCGAGAGCUGGCGAAUCAUUUGAAGCAGGAAUACAAUGCGCUCUCCCAGGGUGCCAGCAAUAGCAUGGGCUAUGGAGGAUCCUGGAGCGCUUCAAUUUUGGAUCUUUGCGGCAAGAGUGCUGGCCAAUUGGAUGCUUUGAGCUCUCAGCUUAGUCAGCAACUGGUGGCGGACAUGCGACAGGGCAGCCUCAGCUAUGCCACCAUUUCACAGCCAAAUUUCUUUGAGUCAAAGGCCGCCGAGCUGCUGGAACGCUUCUCCAGCAAUGUGAGCGACAAUCUGCAGCAGAGCGUUGACUUGAGCUCCUUCCAGCCUGUGGACUUGAGUGGCUUUGAUGAGGUCAAGAACUAUGCCUAUCCCGCCGAGGUGAAGGUUAUCGAUGGCAAGACCUAUGUGGUGCAUCGCAACUGCACAGAGGCCACCAAGCUGACGGGCAACUAUGGGAAUGCGGCACAAAUGAAUCAGGGUUUCUAUACGCAAUCGCAGACUUCCAUCCCAGCUGGCAGCAGCACCACUACCACCAUUACGAGGAAGAAGACCAUCCACGAUUGGGUGCGCGAGAAUAUGGAACCCACUGUCGUGGGCUACAAUUCGGUGGUCCAUGUGGAUGGAGGUUUGCGAGGUGCCCCACUGGCCAUACCCAGUGCCUACAAUCAGAUUAGCUCUCCCGGCUCCAGCUCCACUGUGGUUAUACGGAGAUUUAACAAGACCAUUACCACACAUCCAGAUGGCACCAGCUCUGUGGGUGGCUCCGAGUCACAGCAGCGCUGGCAGGAUGGCAAAUUGGUGCUCGACGAACAGCGUCCCUUUGGGCAGUCUUCGGUGCCUCGGGACGAGCAGUGGAAGCGGGAGGAGCGGGAGCGGUUCUUCUGGUAUCUGACCACACCGCAGAGACUGGAGGACUGGCAGCGUCAGCAGGAGGAUCGGCUGUUGGGUGUGGUGGAGCGCUAUCACAUCACACUGCCCAUGCUGGAGGAGUUCCAUCGCCGCGAGCUGUCGCGCUACCAGGCAUUGCUCGGACAGUACCAGUCGCAGGUGCAGGAUGCCAGCGCCUGGCAGAGGCAGGAGCGCAGUCGCCUGGACUGGCUGAUACAUCAGAACAGCUUCUCGGCCCAAGACAUUGAUCGCUGGCAGCAGGAGAAUGGCAGGAAGCUGUCACAGCUGGCCCAACAGCAUGGUGUCAGCCAAGAUCAGCUGCAGCAAUGGCAGCGACAAGAACUGCAGCGUUUACAUGUUUAUUUCGACAAGGUAAACGAAUCGCUGGCGCCACAGGUGCCACAAGCGUAUCCCACAUCAAGCUCACUCACGGAGGACAACACCAAGGAGCAGCAGCGUCUGGAUGAGCUGAUACGCCAGCACAAUGCCACAAUUGCCGCACUCCAGAGCUCCAUUUGGAACGAUCAGCAGCGACUGAAGGAUCUUUCCAUCAAGUACCAAGGGGACAUGCAGAACCAAACCCAAUGGCUGCGCGGUGAGGUGGCACGCAUUGGGGAUCUCAUCAAGGAGCAGAACGAACAGGUAUCCAAGAUCUCCGCCUGGCAGAGCUCGGAGCGUGCGCGCCUAGAGAACAUUCUGCGCCAGCAUCAGGGCUCCGUGGGAGAUCUGCAGCAGCAGAUGAUCCAGGAUCGCAACUACAUCCAGAAUCUUGCCACCAAAUAUCGUGUGAGUGUCGACGAGCUGGAGAAGUGGCAGCGGGAGGAGCUGCAGAGACUGCAAGUGCGCGGACAGCAGCAGCUGGAGGAGCACAUCAAGGACUGGCAAAUCAGCGUCAGCAUGAACCUGCGCGACAUUGUGGGACAGAAUCAGCUGACCAUGGAGGAGUUCCAGAACUCCAUUAUCAACGAUCGCUCUAGGCUUGAGCAAAUGGCACGCAUGUACAAGGUAAAGGUGGAGGAGAUCGAGGGCUGGAUCAAGAGCGAGCUGAAAAAGUUCCAGUCGGAGGGUCUGCUCAAGCAAGUCGAACAGGAGCUGGUUCUCUGGCAGCAGAAGGAGCGCGAGCGCCUGCAGCAGCUGGUCCAGCACAACUCCCUGACAGUCGAGCAGCUGGAGGCCAAGAUCAAGAGCGAUCAAACGCACUUCUUCGAGCUGGCCAACACCUACCAGGUGCGCGUCGAGGAUAUUCAGGAGUGGCUGAAGAAGGAACUGUUGCGCCUGCAGAACGAGGGUCUGGUCAAGGCUGAGGCUCUCAAGGAUUGGCAGCAGGUUGAGCGCGUAGAAAUCUCCAAGCUGGUGCAACAAAACAAAUAUUCCCUAGAGGACUUUGAGCGAAAACUCCUAGCCGAUCGGGCGCGUCUGCAGGAUCUGUCCAGCACCUACAACGUGCAGGUCUCGGAGAUUGAAAAGUGGAUCCAGGCUGAGGGCGAUCGGCUGCAGCGCGAGGGUCGCCUCCGCAUGGAGACGGAACUCAAUCACUGGCAGAAGAUCGAGCGCCAGCGCCUGCUGGAUCUGAUCAACAAGAAUGACCUGUCCAUCGAUGAGAUCGAGACAAAGAUCAGUCGCGAUCAGACGCAUCUUUAUAGCCUCGCACAGCAGCAUCAGGUGCGCGUGGAGGAGAUCGAGCAAUGGAUCAAGCAGCAGAUCCAGAAGCUGCAGGACGAGGGACUCAUCGAGAUGCAGCGCCUCAAGAACUGGCAGCUGGAGUGGCGGGGAAACCUCACCAAUAUGGUACAGGAUCGCGACUUUACCGUCGAGGAGUUCCACAAGUGGCUGUUGAAGGAUCGCGCCCAGCUGCAGAGCCUGGCCAUGCAGCACAAUGUGCAAAUCGAGGAGAUCGAGCAGUUUGUCAAGAAGGAGGAGCAGCGAUUCAUUGGCAUGGGUUUGUUGAAGCCCAGCGAGAAGCUCACCAACUGGCAGGAGGUGGAGCGUCUCCAUCUCAAGAAUCUCGCCCAGCAGCAGUACAAAUCCACGGAGCAGCUGGAGGCACGCCUGCGGCAGGAUCGUGAGCUGCUCGAGCGCCUCGCGCGUCAGUACAGCGUGCAGGUGGAGGAGAUUGAGCUCUGGAUGAAGCAGGAGCUGGCUCGCAUGCGCGACGAGGGACAGCUGCAGAUCGAUAAUCUGACAUCCUGGCAGCUGGCAGAACGCGAACGCCUCGAGGCUCUAAUCAGCCAGAACAAACAGUGGAGCGCCGAGGAGCUGCGCGCCGAGUUGGAGAAGGAUCGCGAACAUAUGCAGACCAUGGCCUUUCAGUAUCACACCUCAGUGGAGGAAAUUGAACGCUGGGUUCAAGCGGAGAUUGAGCGACUGAAGCAGCAGGGAAAGCUAAACAUCGAGCAGCUCUCGGCGUGGCAGAGAACCGAACAGCAGCGCAUUUUGUCGCUCCUCCAACAGCACUCGAAUAUCACAUUGGAGCAGUUCCAAGCCAAGGUGCAAAACGAUCGUCGUUUCUUAAUCAAACUGGCCGAGCAGCAUCAUGUGAGCGUUGUGGAGGUCGAAACCUAUGUCAAACAAGUGAUUGAGGACCUGCACAAGAAGGGCCAAUUUGAAAUGGAGCAGCUGCAAAACUGGCAGCUGGUGGAACGUGAUUACAUCAAGAAUUUGAUUGCCGAGUACAAGAAUGGAUUGUCUACGGCGGAAUACGAACAAAAACUGCUCGCGGAUCGCGCUCAUCUCAAUCAGCUGGCGGAUCAGUAUCGCCUCAGUGUGGAGCAGAUCGAGCAGUGGAUGGUCUCCGAGCUGAAGCGGCUGCGCGGCCACACAGAGUCCUCGCUGAAGAGUCUCAGUGCCUGGCAGGUGGCCGAGUUGGAGCGCCUGCAGAAUCUCGUCAAGCAGCAGAAUCAUCUGACCUACGUGGAGUUUGAAAUGGAAUUGAACCAGGAGCGAGAACGUCUGCAGAAGCUGGCCAAUCAGUACUCUGUGAAUGUGGUGGAGAUUGAGGAGUGGCUGCGCCAGCAGUUGGUCAACCUAAAGACCACGGGACAGGGCAAGGUAGAGAAUCUAACCAAGUGGCAGGCUCUGGAACAGCAGCGUCUCAUUGAGCUGUUGCUGAAGAAGCAGCAGGAACUGCCCUACGAGGAUGUGGAACGUGAGCUGACCAAGGACCACGACCGCCUCGAGAGUCUCUCGCAGACGCACCACGUAAGCAUCGAUCAGGUGGAGCAGUGGUCACGCGAGGAACUGAAGCGUCUGCAGAGCUCUGGCUUGGUGCAGUUUGAACAGCAGACUCAGUGGCAGCAGCAGAUCAGCCAUGGCUUCAACGACUGGCUGCAGCAGCAGCGAAAUGGCGCCAGCUACCAGGAGUUUGUGGACUUCCUGAAGCGAGACAAGCAGCGAUUGGAUGGCAUUGCCAGCGACUAUCAUGUGACGGUCGAGCAGGUGGAGAAGUGGGUGCAAAAGGAGGCGGCACGACUCUCCCUCAUUGGCGUCAUUGAUCGGCCACAGAAUAAUGUCAAGUACGAGGAGAUUGUCAACAUUUGGGAGGAUCAGCAGCAGCAGCAGCAGCAGCAACCCAGCUGGAAGACGGAUCUGUUGUCGCGUUUGAGAAGCGUCACCAAGUGGCGUCCCAUGACGCGGCAGGAGUUUGAGAGUUAUUUGAUCCGCAACAAGGCCGUGCACGAGCAGAUUGCCCGACAGUACCAUGUGACCAUUGAGGACAUUCAUCUCUGGCUGGAGAAUAGUGCCCAGAAGGAGGGUCUCAUCACGGUGCCCGUUGUGUUGGAGGCGUGGCAGCUGCAGGAGCAGCAGCACAUCCAGGAUCUGAUUAAUCAGCAGCAGCGCAAGCAGCGUAAGUGGACCAUCGAGGAGCUGGAGCUGAGGCUGAACAAUGACCAGAAGCAUCUGCAGGAGGCCAUCCAGCAGUAUCGCGUGACCAUUGAGGAGCUCAAGGCCUGGUACAAGGAUGAACUGAAGCGUCUGCUGGAUCAACGCAAGAUCGAUCGUGGUUCGGCGUUGUCCUGGCAGAGCCGAGAGCUGGAGCGGAUCUAUCUGCAGGCCGUGAACAAGCCAGACAUUGGCAGGCAGGCGCUGGAGACACUGCUGCUCAGGGAUGUCCACGUUUUGGCCCCACAAUAUCAGAUAUCAGUGGAGACUUUGCGCCUCUUCAUCCACGAGAAACUUAGUCGCUUUGCGGACAUGGGCCUCACCUCGGACACCGUUCGACAGGUGAACAACUGGCACGAACAGGAGCGCAUACGCCUGCGGGAGGUGGCCAGCAAGUUGGUCAUCACUGAGAAGGAGCUGUUGGAGUUCAUUUCGCACGAUGACAACUUCCAGAACCAAUUGGCUCAGGUCUACCAGGUGGGUCUGGCACAACUGGCUCCCGUUCAGCGCAUAAUUAUUGGCAACUUGAACAAGGAGCAGCAGCUGGAGCAGCGUCAGCUGAACUAUCUGACCAACUGGCAGCGUCGCGAAAGGGAUCGCCUGUACGAGUUUAUACGCACCCAGAACAUGACGCAGACACAGCUGAAGAGCUGGCAGAACCAGGACACGAAGCUGCUGCAGGACUUUGCCAGCAAGUACGAGAUCUCCGUGCAGGAGCUCAAGGAGUGGCAGAAACUCGAGCUGGAGCGCAUCCAGAAGGUUGCCUACUACUACGGCAUGACGCAGAGCGAUCUGCAGCAGUUCCGCGAGGGCGAACUCCGUUGGCUGACCUACGCGAAUCAUCGCAAACUAAUGUCCGCCGCCGAGGCACAGAACUGGGAGAAAGCCCACAAAUGGACGCUGGGCAGGCUGCAGAGCAGAUAUGGAAAGUUUGGUCAGGAGUUGGUCAUCUGGCGGCGUGUUUUGUAUCUCCUGAGUCAGGGACUGAUUGAUCUGCCUGCGGGUGGCAGUGCCGAUGGUGGCUAUGUCGUGGAUCCUGGCAGCACCAAUGCCACGCAUGUGUACAGGCCCAUCUUCUCCAAGGAUCGUGGGGAUCAGCCUCCACACACGUACGAGGAGUCCUACGAUGAGACAGAUGAGCCUGGACUAGAGGGUGAGACACGCACGCCACGUCCCUACCCCCGUCCAUCGCCCAUUCUGUCCACCCCGUUGCCGCCGCUGCCCUACAGUCGCAGCUCAUCGCCCAGCGGUGGCUACGAAUACAGUCGCCGCGACUACACCUUCAAUGUGCCCGUGGGUGGCGCCUCAGCCUCGGCCAGCGGCGGACCCACUGGCUCAUCGGCCAGCGCGAGCGCCACCUUGGGCAAAUGGAGUCGUGCCGCCGGCGAGGAGCCUCAGGUCGAGGACUUGGGCCAACAGCAGCAGGUGGAUCUGGGCUGGAACGAGGGACAGCAACAGCAGGUGGGGGAGGAUGCGGACUGGAAUGCCAAAUAUGAGGCGGGACAACAGCAGUCACAGAAUCUCGAGGACUUUGGACAGCAGCAGCAGCAGGUGGAAGUGGAGGAUCUGAGUGGUUUGGGGGCAGGUGGACGUUAUACUGGCCACAGCUCCAGUGGACAGCUGCAGCAGACUCCUUCAAAGCAACUGGAAGUGGAGGCCACCGCGGAGCCUUCGUUCUGGGAUAAGCUCAAGAGCAAGAUCGGUUAGACGGUCCUAUGAAGAAACGCAAGAAACUGCCAUUUAUCGAAUACUUUACGAAUAGUUACGAUUUGUUAAACGAAACCCAAACCACACAAACUUUAAAUAUAUAUUUUCUAAAAACGUUUCUUUAAUAUUUAGUCUAUAAAUAAAUAAAUGAGAUUUUGAGAAAGGUCACACUAGUACCAGCCACA
Molecule: messenger RNA, 7011 nt
Organism: Drosophila guanche
Lineage: Eukaryota; Metazoa; Arthropoda; Insecta; Diptera; Drosophilidae
Product: tiggrin
Exons: 5
Coding region: 170-6826 (2218 amino acids)
Source: RefSeq, a predicted model, not a curated record